CAGGAAAGGAUCUUUUUUGUAGAUCCCCUUUUCUGGAGUUUCAUUGCAAGCCCAGGGUACAAAUUACUUCAAAGAGAAUGAUCAGAGUGAUCCUGAACCCACAGGGGACACCUCCAGAUAUUAUCAAUCUAUUAAGAAACACUUUGAGGAGAAAAAAAGUGGCUCAUCAUCAUUUGUGUCCUCCAUUGAAGAUGAGCAAAAACCCCUGUUCUCUGGGGUAGCUGAUUACCCAUCUGUAACAGAGAAAACUACAGAGCUGGACUUUGAAGAAAUGAUUCAUGCAACAGAAGAAAUUCUUACUGACAAAAGAAGUGACUCUUGCAAAGAUAUCACUGAUAAAAGAAACUGGGAGGAACAGAACAUGAGGGAAUACCAAGACUCUCCAAGUCACUCAGCAUUACCCCAUGUUACAUGGGGUAUCUGUGAUACUGAAAGUGACUACAUAUAUGGAGAAGUAGAGAAUCGAUUAGAUUUACUUCAAGAACAACUCAACAGGCUUGAAUCCCAGAUGACUGCUGAUAUCCAAACCAUACUGCAGCUUCUGCAGAGGCAAUCAACACUCAUUCCACCUGCCUAUAGCAUGGUGACUGCAGGUGCAGAGUAUCAACAGCCAGCAAUCCGGUUUACACAAAAGCUUCAUCCUGUAGCAUCAAUUAAAACAGACAGAAGUUUCAGUCCUUCAUCUCAGUGUCCUGAAUUUCUAGACCUUGAAAAAUCAAAACUUAAAUCCAAAGAAUCUCUCUCAAGUGGAGUGCAUCUUAACACAGCCUCAGAAGACAACCUGGCUUCCUUUUUAGAUCAAGAACGUGACCACUCUGCAGAGUGUCCCCCACAGCAUCCUAAACCUUAUCUCCCAUCAAUUAGGCACCCUUCCUUGCCAGAAUGUUCAGUAAGCACUGUAGGAAUCUUGAGUCUUCAUAGGCAUGUUUCUGAUCCUGGUCUUCCUGGGAAAUAAUACUUUUAUACUAUAAUUUCACAUAAAAAAAUGUAAGUGCUUUUAAUGGCUGUUUUUCCUUUUUUGUAUUUAAAUCCUCUAUACUUGACUCAGGGGCUACAAGGAAUAUAUAUGCAAAAGUACUGUAUAUUUUCCUAAAUCUGAAGCUUGUAAGCUAAAGUUGAGCAGUUCUGAUGUAAAUAUAUAUGUACACACACACACACACUAACUGUAUGUUCCAAAUGUAAAACUGCCAGCAUUCUCAAGGCACCUUAUAUUUUUAUUUUUUAUUAAAUAACAUGCAUGUUCUGAGAUUACAGUUUACAUUGCAUGGAGACAACAGACAACCAUUUACUGCUGUCACAAAAACAGUAUUUUAUUGCGGAUAUGUCUUCAGAACAAAUAGGAAACCAAUAACAAUAAUUUACAUAGGAAAAGUACUCAUACCUGACCAAGCUAAACUCCAAGUAAAAACUUCUAGCUCACUUCUGAAAAUUUGGGUUGACUUUCUUGUAGUGAGCUUUUCACAGUAAAUGGUAUCAUUACAAUUUAUUCUGCAUCUAGAAGAAGAAUGAGGUAACCAAGUCUUCUGGGUUCGAAACAAUUAGGACUUAGAAAGCAGCCUCCUUCCAAAGCAUCUGAAACAGGGCAGGACUUUAACAGUGAGAAAAACUGCCACAUGCUGGAAAGUAUCACCACAGAUUGCAUCCACAAAACUACAUUAAUUGAACAGUUUGUUUCCAGUACUACUUCAUUUUAUUUUAUUCACAUCAUAGAAGUUAACUGUCAUGAGCAGGCAGGUACUCUUCAUCUGUCACUCAAACAUAAUCAAAUGCAAUAAAUCUAAUUUCUAUAUAAUACAGAAGACUGUGUUCCUUUUGUUCAAUGCAAGUUAUGAACAACCUGUAAAAUUAAAAAUACGUUACAAACUUUUGUUUUACAGUUAUUACGGUGGUUGUUUGCAGUUCUCUCUUUUUAAUGACUGGUCCAUCUAUAGUGUUCCCAGAUAGAGUACAUACGUAUGUGGACACACAUACCACACACAUUCCCAUAGGUGUGCAUGUGUGUAAAUGAUAUAUGUACAUAUGUGUGUAUGUAUGUGUGUGUAUGUUUAUAUACACACAUACAUGCAAGUGUGUGUAUAUACCUACACUUACAUGUAGGAGUAUGGAGUUAUAUAUAUAUAUAUAUAUAUAUGUAUAUAUGUAAGAUCACUUUGAGAACAAUUGUAAACUUUCUUAUUACAAAAGAAGUAAGCUUAGCUUGUGUCCAAAGCUGACUACAUUAGAAUAAAAUGAUUUAAGGUCCAUAGGCUUUAAAUACAGUAUGUACU
Messenger RNA from Meleagris gallopavo (turkey), 2267 nucleotides. NCBI's taxonomy places the organism in Eukaryota, Metazoa, Chordata, Aves, Galliformes, Phasianidae. The record is from RefSeq and is a predicted model, not a curated record.